CGUUUUCCCUUUCCAUAUACUCCCGAAUAAAAUCCAGCAAACUCCACCAUGUCCCUGCAUCAUUCCCUCGAGCGACACAGUAGAAAGCUAGUGCACGUAUACAAAGAUGAAACAAACUCAAAUGUGGACAUAUAUUUGUGUGAUAUUUGUAGCUCUGAGUCAAUGCUCCGCUUGCAGAUGGCUCGGCAGAUACAGGAUGGUGAACGCCGAUUCUCUGACACUGCUUGAGAAAAUGGGUGGACAUCCUGGGGCUGUUAAGGUGCGAUUUCCAGGGCCCCUGUACAACUUGAUAGGAGAUGCUAAGGUGGAGGACCAGGUGAGGUUUCUUGUCUUGACCUUAGAUCAGAUCAUCAACCUCAUGGAUGCCAAAGAACACAUGAAUCCAGAGCAAUGGAAACUAGUGGAAUAUUUCCUAAAAGACCUGCACAGGCAGUCAUCUGAGCUCAAAGAAUGUGUUGCCCAAUACCAAAAGCUGUCACAUAUGGAGUCAUAUGAGAAAAAGAUAAUAAGGCACUUUAGGACUUUAAAGAAGAUUUUAAGAAAGAAGUAA
This is a messenger RNA of Carassius carassius (crucian carp), 550 nucleotides long. RefSeq names its product interferon a3-like. Gene Ontology annotation, biological process: response to exogenous dsRNA; defense response. Gene Ontology annotation, cellular component: extracellular region. The coding region runs from base 107 to 550 and encodes 147 amino acids. Lineage: Eukaryota; Metazoa; Chordata; Actinopteri; Cypriniformes; Cyprinidae. Gene Ontology annotation, molecular function: cytokine receptor binding. The record is from RefSeq and is a predicted model, not a curated record. The transcript has 4 exons.